Messenger RNA from Amblyraja radiata (thorny skate), 852 nucleotides. Its product is annotated as paraneoplastic antigen Ma1 homolog. The record is from RefSeq and is a predicted model, not a curated record. Bases 1 to 852 code for a protein of 283 amino acids. The transcript has a single exon. NCBI's taxonomy places the organism in Eukaryota, Metazoa, Chordata, Chondrichthyes, Rajiformes, Rajidae.
AUGUUCCUCUUCAAUGAAACUGUGAGCCCAGCUGAAGAUUUUUUAGCUAGGCUAAACAAACUAAUGACUGAUGAAGGAAAAUCAGUAAAUGAUGUUCUAGCCAUGCUGACUACAGAGACUCCACAAGGAAGCUCCCCAGAGUCCAUCAUCCGACCAGUGGGAGACCUGUUGGGAAAAACGAUGAGACCUACCAGUGAGAACAAUGCAUUUCGACGUCUGCGGAUGUUCUCUGGAAACCUUCCCACACCGCCAGGAGAGGAGAGCCUUGACCAUUGGCUCGAACAAGCCUAUCUAAUGAUUGAAGAAUGUGACUGCUCUGAACGUGAGAAACGAAAGAGAAUAGUCGAGAGCUUAAAGGGGCCGGCCCUGGAAAUAAUUCAGGCUGUACGACUAAACGACCCAGAUGCUAGCCCUGACUGCUAUGUAAAGGCCUUGGAAAGUGCCUUUGGCACGCCUGUGUCAGGAGAAGACUUAUAUUUUGCCUUCAGGAGCCUUCACCAACAGUCUGGUGAAAAGCUCUCUGACUUUUUAAGGAGGCUGGAACGCUCGUUGAUCAAAGUAGUGCAAAAAGGAGGCCUUCUCAGCCACAGAGCCGAUCAUGCUCGAAUUCACCAACUCAUUAGAGGUGCUACUGACUCUGAUAUGAUGCUGUUACAGCUGAGAUUGAGAGAAAGAAAAGAGAAACCUCCUACCUUCUUAAAGCUCCUAAAUGAGAUUCGUGAAGAGGAGGAAUAUGAGACAGCUCGACGAAAAUUAACUACAACAGUAAGACAAGUACAAGUCAGAGACCAAGCCAAUACCAAAGCUACAGAAGACCAAAAGUCAAAGGCAACGACGAGGUUCACUCUCUGA